This is a messenger RNA of Rhagoletis zephyria (snowberry fruit fly), 443 nucleotides long. Lineage: Eukaryota; Metazoa; Arthropoda; Insecta; Diptera; Tephritidae. The record is from RefSeq and is a predicted model, not a curated record.
AUGGUCGAGGGCGACAUUCUGGUGCGAAGGAAGCCGGGCAGCAAACCAAGACCAAAAGUCUCUGCCGUCGAUAACGAUAGGUCCGCCUCCAAUACAAACCAGUUCCGAAACGCCGUCCACUCUGACGAGUACACCUGGCCAAAUGGCGUCAUUCCCUACACCAUUGACGGCGACCUUGCCGGCCAAACGGACCUGAUUCAAAAAGCGAUGAGCCAGAUUCAGCGACACACCUGCAUCAAGUUCCGCCCCAAGACCGCCGAUGACACCUUCUACAUCCGCCUCUUCAAGGGUCAAGGCUGCUACGCCUCCAUCGGCCGCGACCCGGACUUUCCCGAGGGCCUUGUCUCGCUGGGCGAUGGUUGUUACUACGCCGGCACUGUGGUCCACGAGUUGAUGCACACUAUUGGCUACUACCACGAGCACAAUCGCCACGAUCGGGAUGA